CGCGUGCUGGGCUGAGUGAGGAGGGGCGGGGCCCGGGCCGGGGGCUGGGAGGGACUUGGGUGGCAAGGCAGGCGUUAGAGCUGCCCCCCCGGAGAGUGUCCAAGGCUCCAGGGGGUAUCGGGGCCCAGGCCUGGUGGUGGGGCCGACCAGGACCGAAGCGGGGUGGACGGUUAGAGGGGGCUUCUGUGUCCGGGGAGGGGGUUAGGGCGUGAGAAAAGAGGUAAUUAAGUUAACAUAAAGAGAUAAACCUGGGUAAGCCUGGAAGGCAUUAGACCAGUGAGAGGGGCUUGGUGUGAAAAGGUAUUAGCAAAUGAAUAUCGCUGGAGGGAGGAUUUGGAGCUGAGGCAGAGGUCUGGGUAUUGAGAACGGGGGUUGCAUUAAUGUGAAGGGAGUUCGGGGGGAGGGGGCCUACCGUUGGAAUGGGUCGAGAGGAGUCUCUGUGCAAAGGGUUAUGUUAUGUGAAGAGGGUGUCUGGGUGUCCCUAGGAUAGGUUGGGUAGAGGUAAUGUUUUUGAAAAGUACAGGGAAUUAGGUCAAGGUGAAGAGUGGUAAUUGGGUAUCCCUGGAGAAGGUUAGCGGGGUGGACAGGUCCAAGUACUAAGUGGGCGAAGGUCUUGGUAUCGCUGGAAUGAGAAUGAGCUGUUAGGCUGACAAGAAGUUGGGGGUUUGGGUAUCCUCAGGGUAAUAUGCUGGUGAGAGGGGUCUGGGUGUGAGAAAGAGGGGUCUGGCUAUCCUCUGUCUAGCUUGGGGGGGUGGAGGGGUUCAGUAUAAGAAGAAGGUAGUGUCUGGGUGUUCCUAAAGGGGAUUUGGGGCAGGGCAGGGUGGCAUAUGUGUGAAAGUUUAAGCCUUUGUGAAGGGUAGUCUGGAUCUCCCUGGAUUGGGUUAGAGCAUGUGCUGGGAUCUUUUUGCAAAGGAGAGAAACUAAGUUGUUAGGAAGAGGGCGUCUCAGCACCCCUGAAAUGGGUUAGAGCGGGGUUGGGUCUUUCUGCAAGGAAGAGGGGUUUAUGCUGCUAUGAAGAGGGGAUCUGGGGAAUCCCUAGAAUGGGCUAGGGUGGGAACAGGUCAUUUUGCAAAGAAGAAAAGCUUAGGUAUUUUAGUAAUGGAAAGGGGGUCUGGACGUCCCUGGGCAUGGGUUAGGCACAGAGGUUUGUAAGGAAGGGUUUAAGGUGAUGUGAAGACCAUGUCUGGGCAUCCCUAAAAUGGGUUAGGCUGGGUCAUUUUGUAAAGAAGAGGGGCUGAGGUUGAUAUGAAGAGGCACCUAGGGCAUCCCUAUAGUGGUUGGGGUAGAAGAGGGGAUCUGGGUACCACAGGGGGGAUUAGAAUUAGGUGAGGUCUCAGUGUAAAGAAUAAGUAAUUAUCGUGAAGAGUGAGACAUGAGUUGGGGUGACGGGUAGAAUAUAGGUAUGAAGAAAGGGUUAGGCUUUUGUGAAGUGGGGAUGGGUAUUCUGGAUAGGGGGUUAGGGCUGUGGGAGAGGGCUUUGAUUUGUAGAGAGGUAAGCACUUUGAAAAGGGGGAUCUGGGUAUCAUGGACAAGUGGUCUAGGAGGGGAAAGUGUAGGUAUAGUGAUGGGUUAGGCCAGCAUGAGACAAGUUGGUUGAGGGAAGGGCAAGUUUGAUGUGAGGGAUCUGGGCACCAGAGGGAAAGACAGUGUAUAACAGGCAUACGUAAAGGAGAGGGGUUGUACCAUGUGAGGGUGCAGAAAGUGGCGGGGCCUUGGGGCAGUUUGAGUCCUCUGGUGUAAAAAGAUGUCUGGAACCUGGCGGAGGGAACAGAGGAGGAGGGAGGCUGGGAGAAGUGGCGGCGGUUAGGGCCUGUGAGGACUCCCCCAGGCACCCGGGAGCAGGAAUGGGGCAGGGAGUUGGGAAGGAGAGGAAGUCAGCGGAAGGGGGCUCGAAUGGAGAGGACACAGGUUCCUUGUGAUGCGUGUGGCUGUGGGCCAGCUGAGAGGCAUGGGAGGUGAGGGGUUGGACAGGUUACGAGCAUCUGGUGGGUGGAGUUUGAUGUGCAUCGAUUCAGAGCCCAGGGCCUCGCUGCCGCCAUGACCGAGGAGUCCGAGGAGACGGUCCUGUACAUCGAGCACCGCUAUGUCUGCUCUGAGUGCAACCAGCUGUACGGGUCCCUGGAGGAGGUGCUCGUGCACCAGAACUCCCACGUGCCCCAGCAGCACUUCGAGCUGGUGGGCGUGGCCGAGCCUGGAGUCACGGUGGCCACAGAGGCAGCUUCCGGCACGGGCCUCUACCAGACCCUGGUGCAGGAGAGCCAGUACCAGUGCCUGGAGUGCGGGCAGCUCCUCCUGUCCCCUAGCCAGCUCCUGGAGCACCAGGAGCUGCAUCUGAAGAUGAUGGCUCCCCAGGAGGCGGUGGCGGCCGAGCCACCAGCCAAGGCGCCUGCGCUCAGCUCCAGUACCAUCCACUACGAGUGUGUGGACUGCAAGGCUCUCUUCGCCAGCCAGGAGCUCUGGCUGAGCCACCGGCAGACGCACCUCCGGGGCACUCCCGCCAAGCCUGCGGCCCCCGUGAUCCUGGGGUCCCCAGUGGUCCUGGGGCCCCCUGUGGGCCAGGCCCGUGUGGCUGUGGAGCACUCCUACCGCAAGGCAGAGGAGGGUGGGGAAGGGGCAGCUGUCCCUGCCGCCGCCGCCGCCGCCACCACUGAGGUGGUCACCGAGGUGGAGCUGCUCCUCUACAAGUGCUCCGAAUGCUCCCAGCUCUUCCAGCUUCCGGCCGACUUCCUGGAGCACCAGGCCACCCACUUCCCUGCCCCGGUCCCCGAGUCGGAGGAGCCUGCCUUGCAGCAGGAGACCCUGACUCCGUCACCUGCGGAGGUGCCUGUGUCCCAGCCCGAUCCCCUGCCAUCCUCUGACCACAGUUACGAGUUGCGCAAUGGUGAAGCCGUUGGGCGUGAUCGCCGGGGGCGCAAGGCCCGGAGGAACAACAGCGGAGAGCCAGGCGGGACGGCCACCCAGGAGCUCUUUUGCUCCGCGUGCGACCAGCUCUUUCUGUCACCUCACCAGCUACAGCAGCAUCUGCGCAGUCACCGGGAGGGCGUCUUUAAGUGUCCCCUGUGCAGUCGCGUCUUCCCCAGCCCUUCCAGUCUAGACCAGCACCUCGGAGACCACAGCAGCGAGUCUCACUUCCUGUGCGUGGACUGCGGCCUGGCCUUUGGCACAGAGGCCCUGCUCCUGGCCCACCGGCGAGCCCACACCCCGAAUCCUCUGCACUCGUGUCCGUGCGGAAAGACCUUUGUUAACCUCACCAAGUUCCUGUAUCAUCGGCGUACACACGGGGCGGGGGGCGUCCCCCUGCCCACCACACCGGUCCCCCCCGAGGAGCCGGUCAUUGGGCUCCCCGAGCCGGCCCCGGCAGAGACUGGAGAGUCCGAGGCGCCGGAGCCUCCUGUGGCCGAAGAGAGCUCAGCAGGGCCGGCUGCCUCGGGCACCUACCGCUGCCUGCUGUGCAGCCGCGAGUUCAGCAAGGCCUUGCAGCUGACGCGGCACCAGCGUUUCGUCCAUCGGCUGGAGCGGCGCCAUAAGUGCGGCAUCUGUGGCAAGAUGUUUAAGAAGAAGUCUCACGUGCGUAACCAUCUGCGCACGCACACGGGCGAGCGGCCCUUCCCCUGCCCGGACUGCUCCAAGCCCUUCAACUCGCCCGCCAACCUGGCCCGCCACCGGCUCACGCACACGGGGGAGCGGCCCUACCGCUGUGGGGACUGCGGCAAGGCUUUCACGCAGAGCUCCACACUGCGGCAGCACCGCCUGGUGCACGCGCAGCACUUCCCCUACCGCUGCCAGGAGUGCGGCGUGCGUUUUCACCGCCCCUACCGCCUGCUCAUGCACCGCUACCACCACACGGGCGAGUACCCCUACAAGUGUCGCGAGUGCCCCCGCUCCUUCCUGCUGCGACGGCUGCUGGAGGUGCACCAGCUCGUGGCCCAUGCCGGCCGCCAGCCGCACCGCUGCCCAUCCUGCGGGGCCGCCUUCCCUUCCUCGCUGCGGCUCCGCGAGCACCGCUGCGCUGCUGCUGCGGCCCAGGCCCCCCGGCGCUUCGAGUGUGGCACCUGCGGCAAGAAAGUGGGCUCGGCGGCCCGGCUGCAGGCGCAUGAGGCGGCCCAUGCGGCUGCUGGGCCGGGCGAGGUCCUGGCCAAGGAGCCCCCGGCCCCCCGGGCCCCCCGGGCCACUCGCGCGCCGGUUGCCCCCACCACCACCCUGGGGGGCGUGGCCCCCGCAGCCCCCACAGCCCCUGCCCGACGCCGGGGCCUGGAGUGUAGCGAGUGUAAGAAGCUGUUCAGCACAGAGACCUCACUGCAGGUGCACCGGCGCAUCCACACGGGGGAGCGGCCAUACCCGUGUCCGGACUGUGGCAAGGCCUUCCGGCAGAGCACCCACCUGAAGGACCACCGGCGCCUGCACACAGGCGAGCGGCCCUUUGCCUGCGAAGUGUGCGGCAAGGCCUUUGCCAUCUCCAUGCGCUUGGCAGAGCAUCGGCGCAUUCACACGGGGGAGCGGCCCUACUCCUGCCCUGACUGUGGCAAGAGCUACCGCUCCUUCUCCAACCUCUGGAAGCACCGCAAGACCCACCAGCAGCAGCAUCAGGCAGCCGUGCGGCAGCAGCUGGCCGAGGCCGAGGCCGCCGUCGGUCUGGCCGUCAUGGAGACUGCAGUGGAGGCGCUGCCCCUGGUGGAGGCCAUUGAGAUCUAUCCCCUGGCUGAGGCCGAGGGGGUCCAGAUCAGUGGCUGACCCUGCCCCCCUUUCCCUCUUCAGCACCACCAGGCCCUGUUGCUGAAGAACGUCCUCCAAUGUCCCCUUAAGUCUCUGUAGAUAUUGUACUCCUUCCUCUACCUCUCCCAGCCGCCAUGUAAGUUCUGUAACUGGAUUUAUUCUCUCUUCCGAGGAGGGAGCUCUGGGGCCCUUGAUAUGCAUAAAAGGCACCCCGCCCCACCCCCACCUUCCACCUGUUAGUGCUGGUGGCCCCCGACAUGAAACAGUCAAUAAAGACUGAAUUGGACAUUUA
Zalophus californianus (California sea lion) is the source of this 5005-nucleotide messenger RNA. RefSeq names its product zinc finger protein 574 (gene ZNF574). Gene Ontology annotation, cellular component: nucleus. Gene Ontology annotation, molecular function: RNA polymerase II transcription regulatory region sequence-specific DNA binding; DNA-binding transcription factor activity, RNA polymerase II-specific. Lineage: Eukaryota; Metazoa; Chordata; Mammalia; Carnivora; Otariidae. The record is from RefSeq and is a predicted model, not a curated record. Gene Ontology annotation, biological process: regulation of transcription by RNA polymerase II. The transcript has 2 exons. The coding region runs from base 2038 to 4731 and encodes 897 amino acids.